Messenger RNA from Quercus lobata, 1179 nucleotides. Its product is annotated as glycine-rich cell wall structural protein 1.8-like. Lineage: Eukaryota; Viridiplantae; Streptophyta; Magnoliopsida; Fagales; Fagaceae. The transcript has a single exon. The record is from RefSeq and is a predicted model, not a curated record. The coding region runs from base 33 to 989 and encodes 318 amino acids.
UUGUGGGAUUAUUCCAACAUUGAUAUUUUCCCAUGGCAAUUCAGAAAGUGUUUAGUGUUGUUUUCUUUGCUCUGUUGGGCUUAGGUAUUUGUUCUGCAACUCGAGCCCUUCUUACCCUUGAAAAUGGAAAUGUGCAUGUUGGCUAUGGCACUGUUGUUCAUGGAGCUGUAGGAGAACACGGGUUUACUGGUGCUGGCUAUGGAGGUGGUGCAGGGAGUGGAGAAGGUGGUGGAGCAGGAUAUGGAGGUGCGGGUGGACUUGGUGGUGGUGGUGGCGGUGGAAGUGGAAGUGGAGGUGGAGGUGGAAGUGGGGCAGCUGGUGGUGCUGCUGGAUAUGGAAGUGGUGGUGGGGAAGGAGGUGGUGCUGGAUAUGGUGAAGGUGGAGAGCAUGGGGCUGGAUACGGUGGUGGAGGUGGUGGAGGAAGUGGUGGUGGUGGUGGUGCUGGAUAUGGUGCAGGAGGAGAGCAUGGUGCUGGUUAUGGAAGCGGUGAAGGAGGAGGUGCUGGUAGCGGCUAUGGUGCUGGAGGAGCAGGUGGUGGUGGAUAUGGUGGAGGUGGAGAGCAUGGGGCUGGAUACGGUGGUGGAGGUGGUGGAGGAAGUGGUGGUGGUGGUGGUGCUGGAUAUGGUGCAGGAGGAGAGCAUGGUGCUGGUUAUGGAAGCGGUGAAGGAGGAGGUGCUGGUAGCGGCUAUGGUGCUGGAGGAGCAAGUGGUGGUGGAUAUGGUGGAGGAGGUGGCGGUGGGAGUGGUGGGGGCGGUGGAGCAGGUUAUGGUGCAGGAGGAGCAAGUGGAGGUGGGUAUGGCAGUGGUGAAGGAGCUGGAGGAGGUGCUGGUGGUGGAGCUGCUGGUGGUCAUGGUGGAGGUGGUGGAGGUGGCGCUGGUUCUGGCGGCGGCGGUGGCGGUGCCUAUGGUGCAGGAGGUGCACAUGGGGGUGGAUACGGAGGAGGCAGUGGGAGUGGAGAGGGUGGUGGCCAUGGUGGCUACGCCCCUUAAAAUUUCUUCUCUAUAUCAGAAUGCGUCUCUUACUCUAAUAUGAACCCAAAAAAAAUAAUAAUAAGAUUAGCAUGGGUAAGAUGAUAGCUUAUAAUUCAUAAGUAUUGUAUGAAGGCCGGAUUAAUGCUCUCAAGAAGCUGUAUUUAAUUAUUAUGACUAAUGAAUAUGCAUUCUUCUUUUUCUGCUUUUA